Molecule: messenger RNA, 2944 nt
Organism: Neodiprion fabricii
Lineage: Eukaryota; Metazoa; Arthropoda; Insecta; Hymenoptera; Diprionidae
Product: fatty-acid amide hydrolase 2
Exons: 11
Coding region: 171-1817 (548 amino acids)
Source: RefSeq, a predicted model, not a curated record
AUGCCAGUGUGGCGAUAACACUAGGCCGAAUAGUGUAACACGCUUACAUCGUGUCUGUUGAUCAUCGCGUGUUGUAAUUCUACGAAAAGUCUGUGCACAAUCUAUUUACCCAGGUUAUUUACGGAAAUCCUGCGAAAAUCAGAUUUACGAUUAAUUUUUCAAUAACCAAAAUGAAUCUCGCGCUAAGUUUUAUUACGUUAUUGUUUACGGAACAGCAGUUCGACUUUGAGGAGAUGCUUAAUGCGGUGACAAAGCGAAUCAUACGUGGACUAUUGUUUUGCCUCUAUUGCCUUAUGAGCCCGGUGAUACUCUAUCGAGCUCUAGGAUCACGGAAGCGAUGUUCACUUGUCCGCAACAAAUUGCUACUUCUGUCCGCCACUGACCUCGCCAGAAAGAUUCGCGAACAACAGAUCACAAGUGAGGAAGUCGUGACGGCCUAUAUCACAAGAUGCAGAGACGUGAAUCCCGUGAUCAACGCAAUCGUGGAAACGCGGUACGAUCUUGCCAUUCAAGAGGCUAGGGAAGCUGACAAGAUGAUACGCCUGGGUCACAAGAGCCUCGAUGAAAUCGCACGGGAUACUCCGCUUCUGGGGAUUCCCAUUACGGUCAAAGGGAGUAUUGCUGUGCAGGGUAUGAACCAUGCAGCCGGAAGGAAGUGGCCAGAGAUUCCACGAGCUUUGUGCGACGCGGAUGCGGUGCAAAGAGUGCGAGAGGCUGGAGGCAUUGUGCUUCUUGUGAGCAACACACCGGAAUUGUGCAUGUGCUGGGAGACAUACAACAAUGUGACUGGGAUGACCGUGAAUCCCUACGAUACAAGGAGAACGGCAGGUGGUUCAUCAGGGGGUGAGGCUGCCCUGCUCGGCUCCGCAGCAUCGCUUCUAAGUCUCUCCUCCGAUAUUGGAGGCUCAGCUCGACUUCCAGCCAUGUUUUGCGGAAUAUUUGGUCACAAACCUACACCAGGUUUCGUUUCAACGAAUGGGCACAUGCCAGGAUCAAACGAUAAAGCCUGGCCUAAUUUUUUCACCUUGGGACCAAUGGUCAGAUACGCUGAGGACUUGCCACUACUACUGAAGGCCAUGUGCCAAAGUAGCGGAUCAAAAUUAAAAUUGGACAAUAAGGUACCAUUGAGAGACAUAAAGUUCUUCUACAUGGAAGACGACUGCGGUUCUGGAGCAACAAGCUCUAUAGACCGAGAUAUAAAGCGAGCGAUUCGACGGCUGAUUGAACACCUCAAUUCCCUACAGGGUGUAAUGGUGCAAAAGGCAGAGUUGACGGACAUGAAGUACUCAUUCGAAGUGAUGGCCGCGAUUCUUUUGCACAUCGAUGGAGUUGAGAGCAUUUAUAGCAAGAAAUCGAAUCCCCAAGAGUGGAAAAGCGUCACUGUAGAGAUUCUGAAGUACCUUUGCCGCAUGUCCCCUCAUACGUUUCCCAGCAUAUUGUACGGGGUUCUCAAAAAGGUUAAUAAUGCAACGCCGCAGACCUAUUUCAAGAUGGUUGAAAAGAAUGCAGCCAUAAAGAAGCAGUUUGCGGACCUACUCGGUGAUAAUGGUGUUCUAAUCUAUCCUACAUUUGUGUCGGCCGCCCAUUAUCCCUACGAGAUAUACCACAAGGUCUGCAACGUAUCAUAUUUGGCAAUUUUCAACUCCCUCGGACUUCCAGUAACGCAAUGUCCUCUGGGGUUUAACAGAAACGGAUUACCGAUCGGUGUCCAGAUUGUUGCAAAUCCCGGAUGUGAUCACCUCACACUUUCCGUAGCGCGGGAAAUUGAAAGAGCAUUCGGCGGAUGGCAACAACCAACAACAGGCGAGAAAGUUUGACCAAUAAAACUGCAGGACCUUACAAUCCUUAGAUUUGGAUAAAAUUGGACAGAACUUUGAUGCUUACAUUUAAAUCGGUUGUUGAUAGCAUUAUCUAAGUAGAUUGAAUUUGUACCACACCAAGGGAAACGUUAUCAUUCAUCACGUGAACACUUCAUUCCUUGCUGAACAUUAAUUAAUGAUUGUACUAAGUUUGGUUCGAUUUCGUCCCUAAAAACCACUCGAAGCAAAGAUUCCCCAUUAAAGGCCGUGAAAAUGAAAAUAAACAAGUGGUUAAUUUGGCUAACCUUGAUGAGCCCAGCUUAGAAAUUUCUGCUGUGAUGCGUUUCAAGCCCAUAAAACAUUAAGUGAAAUUUUAUUCCUCACGUCAUUUAAAUAACUCAAAAAAUACAUGACGAAUAAAAUCCAAAAUUUAUUCAGUUCUAAGUGCAGCAAAGCACUGUUGAUUAAAGAUCAUUCAAACUCGGUCAUUCAUUUUAGAGAUAUCGAGGGACAGAAAAUCGAUUUCAAACACACGCACACCAAGCGUCAGUGCGAAAAUGAUUCACUAGACCUCAAACGUCGAUAUCUGGUGAAAACUCGAUUCAUUAUUUUCGAGGUGAUUUUAAUAAUUUUUUUAAUCUUUUUUUUUUUCAUUGAAAAUAGAAUGGCGGGAAGUUGAAAAGAAAAUGAAAAGCAAUGCGAAUCCUAUUGCAGCGAAUUUUCAGCUUACAGAAACAACUUUGAUGACAUUUUCAACUUGUAAUGUAAAAGUUCUCAAAUAUUUGAAAUCGUGUAACUCAUAUUCAUUGUGAACAAUUGAAGCAUGAGCAGUUAUUACUGACUAACAACUUCAACUAAGAAAAGUGAUAAAGGUAAUUAAACUAAGAGUAACAAUAACAAUUAAAGGAGUACAAAUAGAAAUUAAAAGUGAGAAACUUUUCGUAUCUUUACACAUGUAGUAACUAGCUUGCAUGGUAGUGCGAAGGAGUAAUCUAUUUUUUACAAUUUGGUAAAGAAAAGUGACAUUAAAGUUAUAAAUUUUAAAAGAAAACGUGAUUCAUAGUAAGGACAUAAACCAGUUAAAUCCUUGUCCAUAUGCGAUCAAGAGUUUAAUUUAUGUACAAAAUGUAAUAUUGAAAUAUUAA